AUGAAACUUUAUAUACUUGUUCUUUUUGUUGCGCUUAGCUACUACUGCUGUAGUUUUGGAAAGUCAGAACAGGAGAAAUUUGAACUCGGAAAAAAUAAUGGGAUAAGGGAUAUAGUCUUUAAUGAGGUAAAUGAAAAAGAAAAUUUAACAAAGAACAUUUUAGUAGAUAAGGAUAUUAAUAACGACGAUGAUAAAAAAAUACUAGACCAAAUGAAGAAUGGAAAUCCUAUUUCUUUUGACAUAAGUGGAGGGAUAGAAAUAUCUGGAGAUAAUGAAAAAGGAGAAGAGGCACUGUUGGGAUCUGGGGAUGCGAGGAAUAAGGAGAAAAAUGAAGUGGAAAAUGAAGGAGAAAAUGAAGAGAAAAAUAAAGGGAAAAAUGAAGGAGAAAAUGAAGAGAAAAAUAAAGGGAAAAAUGAAGGAGAAAAUGAAGAGAAAAAUAAAGGGAAAAAUGAAGGAGAAAAUGAAGAGAAAAAUAAAGGGAAAAAUGAAGGAGAAAAUGAAGAGAAAAAUAAAGGGAAAAAUGAAAGGAAAAAUGAGGUAUAUGGAAAAGGGAUAAAUAACCCAAGCUUCGGAGAAAAAGAAGAGGGAAACAUAGCAAAUGACGAAGAAAAGAUAACUACAGAAAAAGGGUCAAACCUGAUGAAAAGUAUUGAUGUUCCUAAAAAUUAUGAAAAAACUUUUGAGGAGCUAUUAAACAUGGGAGAUGAAGAUUUAUCUGAAAACAUGGAAAAACCAGAGGGUAAAAAUAUGAUGAGCAUUUCAGGAAAUGAAAAACCAAAACAAGACGCGAAUAACAUAGAUCUAAAAGUAAAUAACGAUAUGGUAAUACCCACAAAAGAACAACAACAAGAAGAAAAUCAUUCAAGGAUUAAGGGAUAUGUAAGAACAUUGUUAAAUGAAGAAAAAAUAAAUUUAAAAUUAAAUAUAAAUAAAUUUUUUAAGAAAAUAUUUAACUUAAUAGUAAGGGAAAAAAUAAUGAGUACUCUGUGUAGUAGACAAGAGGAAGUACCAAAGGAGGUAAAAUUGGAAGAAGUCAAAACAUCAGCUACUAGAAAUGAUUUGUUAAAUCUUCCCAGCGAGCAGAAUAUGCAAAAUGAAAAUGAUGAGGGAAACACCCAGAAGAGUACAAACAACGAAGGAGUAGUAAGUGAAUUAAAAAGUUAUUCUAAGAACAAACCAGCAAAGUGUCCUUUGUCAAAAUUAAGCAAGAGACAAUUUUAUAAAACAGAAGACAUAUAUAGUUAUUAUACUUCUUUAGAAGAAAUGUUAAAGAAUAGAAAAAUUCGUAUAAAAACUGAUAGUGCAUCAAAACAUUUCACUUUUCAUCCAAUUGAAAAAGCAAAAGAAGAUUUUGAAAGGAUGGUAAAUAAUAAUAUUUUUAUAGAAGCGGUUAGAACAAUAUUAUUCGACUCUUAUAAUAAGAAAGAAAAGUAUGUCUAUUCAAGUUUUGCAAUUGUUAUUGACACUUUAUUUUCUUUAAUUAAAGAAGAAAAAGUUGUAACAGAUAUGUACAAAUUUGUCCGAUUAUUUUUAAAAGAUCUAAAUAUGUUAAACUGGAAGAUUUUAGACUUUUUAAAAAAAACAUCAUUUAAUGGUGUAAAAUUGCACCAUAUCCCUAAUUUGAGUAAAACAGAUUUUGAGUUCAUUUUAGCGAAAAUUUACUCUCGUUCUGUUUUGGGUAAUAUUUUAAGUAAUAACUCUAACUCCUCAUAUAUGAGCAAAAUAUCAAAAACUUUGAAGAAUAAUAGUGAACGCUUUUUAAAGUUCAGCUUUCUUGAAAAUUCUGAAUAUAAAGAUAAAAUUAUCUCAAACGAAGGUAGUAGACUAAAAGAUUCUCUUUCAUUUGAUGAUGAAUCUUUAUGUAAAUAUAUCCCAAUAAAAAAGAAAAUAUUAUACGAAAGGCUCAAAAAUACGAGAAAAAUUGCAGAAGAAGCAAUACUGGAUUAUUUAUUUCGUUUACUAAUUAGAAAAGUGCACGAAUUUGUGGUAGAAUAA
This is a messenger RNA of Plasmodium malariae, 1995 nucleotides long. RefSeq names its product conserved Plasmodium protein, unknown function. The coding region runs from base 1 to 1995 and encodes 664 amino acids. NCBI's taxonomy places the organism in Eukaryota, Apicomplexa, Aconoidasida, Haemosporida, Plasmodiidae. The transcript is spliced from 2 exons. The record is from RefSeq and is a predicted model, not a curated record.